AGUACAUCUCUUCCUCUCCCUCUCUCUCUCAAGAAUUGGAAAGAAAACCAGUAUCUCUCUCUCUCUAAAGUUGUGAAGAAAAGUACAGUGUUAUAGAAAUGGAGAGCAACAUGCCAGAAAUAGCUAAGAGAGUGUGGAACAUGGUUUGCGUUUCCUUCUUCAUGCUCAGAAAAGGCAUAUCCAAGGGCAGAAUCAUGAUGGACCUCAACAUGAUGCUCAAACGCCGCGGCAAGCUCGCUGGAAAGGCCAUCGCCAACCUCAUGUUCCACCACCACCACGGCAGCCCCACCUCCUCCGACAACCCUGACCUCCGUUUCUCUGCCGGACGAGAGUACGAGUUCAGCUGCAGCAACACUCCCAACUACAGCUUCUUCCCAAAGCGCCAUCACGGCCACCAUCGCCGCCACAGCCACAAUCCCUUCUUCUUCGCAUGUGCUCACGUGCCGCUUACUCAGGAUGACGACAUGGUGGCCAUCAGUAAUGCGCUCAAGGCGUCGUUGGAGAUGCUAGAUAACGACAAUGGUCCUAACAACAACCGGAACAAGGAUAUGGUGGAGGCUUCGCCGGCGCUUCCGGGGUUCGGAAGGAGUCCAACGGUGAGGCAGCUGAGGGUGACAGACUCGCCGUUCCCAGUGCAAGACGGCGACCAGGACAGGGAUCACCAAGUGGACAAGGCGGCGGAGGAGUUUAUAAUGAGGUUUUACAAGGAUCUGAAGAAGGAAGCUUGAACAUAAAAUUAUUCAUGAUCUCCGCCGUGCUAAUUAUGCAGUUUUGGAUAUGGCUCGUAGACUCUGUUUUGGCAAAAAGGGGAAAGAAAAAAAAACUGGAUAUUGAUAUGUUGAUAAUAAUCAGUUCGCUCCUUUGUGCAUUAUAUGAAUUUGUAAUUAAGUUUAUUAUUGUUUUUCUAUGAUCACUGCAAUAAAAAAAAAAUUAAAGGAUGCAAUUGGCUAUCCAUUGUUUCUUUCUCCUCCUGCUUUCAAUGUCACACGUGAGUAUCUCUUA
This is a messenger RNA of Neltuma alba, 1002 nucleotides long. RefSeq lists its product as uncharacterized. Lineage: Eukaryota; Viridiplantae; Streptophyta; Magnoliopsida; Fabales; Fabaceae. The coding region runs from base 99 to 728 and encodes 209 amino acids. The transcript has a single exon. The record is from RefSeq and is a predicted model, not a curated record.